Trematomus bernacchii (emerald rockcod) is the source of this 2664-nucleotide messenger RNA. RefSeq names its product SLX4 interacting protein (gene slx4ip). The transcript is spliced from 8 exons. The record is from RefSeq and is a predicted model, not a curated record. NCBI's taxonomy places the organism in Eukaryota, Metazoa, Chordata, Actinopteri, Perciformes, Nototheniidae. Bases 106 to 1389 code for a protein of 427 amino acids.
GGCUUUGCAGUAGUUGGACCACAAACGAUGGUGUGACGUCAUCAUCGUUUGACAAACAUUCAAAAUUGGUGGCGGUGUAACAAGCUGGCUGCUGUGUUCACUGCAAUGGCUCCCCUCAAAUUUGUUAUUAAGUGUGGGAACUUUGCUGUGCUGGUGGAUCUCCACGUUCUGCCCCUGGCCGGCCUUGAGGACACCAGCUGGUUUACUGCGCACCACAUCGAGGAAGUUACAGCCCUGGUACGAGAUGCUGUGGACCGCAGGGUGAAGCAGUACGCAGAGUCCCUCCACCACAGAAGACAGCCCAAACAGAAAAAGGAGCUGCCAUCUGCUCCAGCCUUUUUGGUAAAAGGAAAAAGUUUCCACCUGGUUGCAAAUUUUCUGAAACGGCACUUCAACCUCAGAUGUAUCGUGAAGCAGCUCUAUGGGGAUAUGCGUGUGUUUCCUGAACGCUAUGUAGUGUGUGUGAGCUGCCCGGAGGAUACCUCAGCGCACCAUGGAAACCCGAGCCUGGCCGCGACUGAGCUGAGCGAACAAAGCCACUCGGAGUAUUUUUCCAGAGUGGGAGAAACCCUAGAGCCUUCAAACAUCCCCACGAAAACAAAGAAGACUGUGCUUCAAAAGAUAGCCAAACAAGCUGGUGUCCAGCGAGAGCUCCAUGCUUCCAGUGCGGGGGGGGGACAGCAGGUUGACCAGGGAGACUGUCCCCAAAACCCAAGAGGGGAGAUUAAAGCUGGAGACUCAGAAUCAAGCCCAAAAGAGACCAGCUGUGGUCAGAAGACCCUCCCAGAGGCAGACCACAUGGUGCCUUGCCCCAGUGCCUUAAAUGAAGCUGAGGCUCAGAUUGGGACAACUCAAGACCGGGGCCUGACCCAGGAUCAGCAGACCGGGAACAGUCCUCCAGACGGCAUUAACCCAACCGGAGCCUCUGAAAUCAGUCAGGAGACGAGAAAGAGCAAGAGGAGCAAGCCAAGCGACUCAGGGGAAGACCCUCACCCACAGAGGGCCAAGAGGACGUGCCUUGAAAGACCUCCAGCCACAACUCCUCACGAGUGCUCCACACAAACAUCCAGGCAUGACCUUCCUCCUCUGCUGCCGCCCCUUCCUCCUGCCGAAGCCAACGCAGAGUCCAAGGCUUUCCCAGUCUCCGGGCGCACCAAAACCACAGUGGAAGUAGAGCUGCUUACUCCAGGGAAACGGGCCCAGAGGCCCCCCCUCACAAGCAAUAACACGGCACAGACAAACCAAAACAGGCUGGCCGCAAGUCUGAGGGGCCUAUCUGUCAAGCCUGCAUCCUCGUGCUCCUCUAUUAGUUCCAGAUCCACACUCGCAGCGGAGGGGAAUGAAAAUGUGCCCAGAACCUCGAGAUUACGGCGACUGAAGAGGUCCUGAGGGGGACGGGGACGAAUACAGUAAAGAUGCCUGACGCCACGGAGAUAGAGAUGAUAUUGUGUCAGGCUACAUGUUUACCUCACAUGAUGUGCAUUUGUACACGUGUCACAUUUUCACCACAAUACAUAUUGGUUUCGUGCGCGCACACACACACACACACACACAAAUGCUGAAGACAUUAAGGCAUUUGUUACAUGAGCAUUUGAGUUACACUUUGUCAAAUACUUGAAACAGACUUUUUUCUCUCCACCCAUAAGUAGUGGUGGUCAAGUAAGGCUUGCAAAUGAAAGUCAAAAAAACCUUUAAUUGGAGUUUAGAUUUGGUUUUGUGUUAAAGAUUGGGGAUUUCAGACAGGCAGGAGCCAUGCAGUACGUCAUGGCUCUCCGUCUCGAACGCUGGCUCCUACGUGUCUGAAAACUGUCCACUUUCCCCGCUGAAGCUCUGCUGUGAUGGAUGGCUGUUUCCAGAUUUAUUUCAUCACCUCAUUCUCAAAAAUCACUUAUGUAGUUAGAUUGCAUUCAUACACAAUUUACAGUUAUUAGUUGCUAAGCACCUGAAAUGUAUCUCUAAAUGUGAGGGUAUUAUGUAGCUUUUAUAUUGAACCAAAUAAGUGUGGGUAUAUUAGUAAUAUUAGUGGUUUUAUUUGGGAGUAGCAGGUCAUCUCUGGUAAUGCAGGUUACAUUUUUAGCUGCUGUCAACACCCCUUAAUCCUGAUUUAUUUGGAGUUUCCUGGAAAGACAUUUUGCGUUAAAUAAAUAUGCAAACAAGUCACUACUUUACUGGAAGCAGCGAGAAACAACAUGAAGAUUUCUGCACGUUCUUUCCUUCCCACCCUGUGCAGACUGGCUGAUCCGCAGUGAUGUUCCUAACAAACCAGUGUUUCUCUGGAUCAGGGGGUGUAACCUGAGAUGAGUUCUUUCUCAAGAGCCAAAUCUGUUCUUAUCAAGACAGACAACAUGGUGGAUUAGUGAAAGUGACCCGUCUGUUUUAACUCCUUACAUGGUUUAACGUUGUUCUCUAGAGGUGUUGAUAAUCUCUCACUUUAGAUUUAAUCCUUUUAAAAGCGAUUCUGCAGAAAAAUGGAAUCAGUUUGACUUCACAGGCCUGCUAGUUUAAAAAGGUUUUAGUUAAGUCCGCUGCUCUAACCACACCAACAAGGGCCACAUUGUAUGAGGAGCAUGAGGAGCUGGGGUAUUUUUGUCUCCAGGAUCGACCUAAUGCGAGCAUGACUUGCUCCAACAUAAUUAGCUGUAAACACAUUUGGACAGAGUCUCC